AUGAUGAGCGGAGUUACCUCUGGCACAGGCUCGGCUUCGUGCCGCUUCGCCCAGUACUUCGUGGUAUGUGGAUUGGACACGGAGACUGGUCUAGAACCCGAAGAAUUAGCUGGUAAAUAUUGUUUUUUAUUGAUAGCCUAUUAGAACAUAAUAUAGAAUAACAAAAAAAAAAACGUUAACUCGAAAGCGAAAUCACCGAGAGGUCUUUCAAUCAAUUGACCGUCCAAGCCUUUUUUUUUAGCGAGCCCAGUCAUGUGAGAAGUGCAAUGGUGCCUAUCCAUCCAGUGUCAGUGAGGCGUCAGGAAAACAGCUGAGAUUGUGAAGGUCAGCUGGGAGUAUUUAUUGUCGUGACGGUCACAGCCGAGCAGAUAUAGAAAUCCCUUAAUAAAUUCAUCAGAUUGCCUUCUCAAUCACUACAUAUUUAACCAAAUGCCGUUUUGACUGAUGAGCAACUCCAGUCCUCGUGGCCGGAGUGGUGUCACACUUCCUCCCCCCUCCAUUCCUAACAAACAGCUGAAAAGUAUUAAUUGAAGAUCAUGUUUAGUUGAUUAUUGGAGUCGAGUGUAUUUACUGGGGCUGAGGGAAAAGUGUGACACCAAUCAUGCCCCGGAGAACUGGAGUUUUCCAUCCCUGGCCUAUAUAGAUCCACGAUUAUAACAUAAUGUUUUGUGUUUUUAUUGUCAUUAUAAAGUCCGCUGAACACUACCCACAUCACUCCUUGGGGGAUGUGGUUGUGUAGUUAUUAGAGGAGGUAGGCUGAUACCAACCAUGUAGGCCAGGGUAUUCAACUUUUACCCUAUGACAGGGAUGGGCAACUCACUUCCCCAUUCCUAGCAAAGACUUCUGAUUUAAACUAAUUACAUUUUAAAACUGAAAAUCAUUAUUAGUUGAUUAUUGGAAUCGGGUGUGUUAGCUGGGGCUAAAGUGUGAAACCAGUCAGGCCCCUGAGGACUGAAGUUGCCCAUACCUGCCCUACGAGAUCCAGAGCCUACUGGUUUUCUGUUCUACCUGAUAACAGAAGAAAACAAUCUGAAAAGGAGUGAGAUGAACUUGUACUAUCCGAACUUGUCCGACAAAUGCAAAAAAACAAAAAACAUUUCGAAACAUUUGGUACCAUAAUCAAUGAACAUGACCCAGGCUAGUAGCACACAAGUCCACCACAGGAUGGGACAGGGAGGCGGAUGGUGGUCUGUGAUAAGACUGGAAUCAUCAGGGGAGGAGAUUAACUGGGGCUGGAGCAGAGCCACCAAAGAGUUUAGUCUGCUUUGUGUUUUCCAUGGGAAAAAUAUUGCGAUACUGUUAUCGUCACCGCCCUAAGCAGUGAACACGGCCCUGGCUGCCAGUCUGUUUCUUCUGUAGCCAACUCCUUUGUGGUUGUUCUAGCCUACCAAUGGGCAAGAGCCUCUUCUGGUCAGGUCACCUGGAUGCAGUGGUGGAGUGAGUCAGAUUGCCAUGGCGACCAUGACAGUCAACCACAGUGAUGCCGCGGUCGUGCCUGAACCCUGAGGGGGGGAAGUGGUCUCUUCCAGAGCUAUAUGGCUAGGCUCUUUCAUGACAUUAUCUCUAAGAGAAAAGACACACCGCGAAGAUGAAUGGCUAAAGCAGUGGGUGGCCUUCCUAUCGGCUCUGACCAGAAUAUCGGAAGUCAUUUUUCUGUUGAAUCUUCAUUUUCUGUUAAAUGUUGAAUCGCCGCCGUUCGUUCUCACCCAGCAGGCAAUCGCUAGUUAAUCACAGCCACCCGCUGCUUUUAGCAAAUCGUCUUCAUGGUGUAGCUUUUCCUGAAUCCUCCUUUAUCUCAUUCCAUAUAUGAGAUAAAGUGUGUGUGUGAAAUAUAACAUUUGUAUGGUUAAGAGGUUGUUGGUACAGAAAUGGCUAUAAAAUAGAGUUUCCUCUUUACAGCCCUCAGGUUGUUGACACCAGCAGGAUUAAAAGGGAGGGUGCUGGGAGAGAGUCCCUAUGGUGUGGAAAUGGUAGGCUAUAUUGCAAGCUCUGGUAUAUUGGAUUCUCAAUACUAAGUCCUCAGUGAGGAAGAGGCAAGGUUAUGUGUUCUAUUCAGAAUAGAACAAUCUGCACCAUCUUCCCACUGCCUCUCUGUCAUUGUCAAAUCACAGAACACACACAGUCACACCCUGUAUUCUUUGUGGAGGUGGGGGAGAAGGACAGGGGAGGGAGCAUCCAAGGCAGAGUAGAUCCCCAGGGAACAUGGCGGGGUGGUAACCGGACACAUUUAACCCUCUGACUGUCGUCAUGCAGCCUAGCUAGCCUAGUGUUUGUGUCAGGAUGUGAAAAUGAAAAACCCCAUCCUUACACUACCCCCCUUCACAUUCACAAGAGGAUCACCUGAUCAGACUGCGUAGUGAAAAGGAAAGGACACCACUUAGUAUUACUGUUAGUUAGAAGCUCAUUUUCUUGUGUGUGUGUGUUGGACAGUAGUGAUGGCAGGCUCCCUGCUGGGGGGGAUCUGGCCUUCACCUAUCUGCUUAUGUAACAUCAGGUCUUACUAAUCUCUGCUCCAGCCGGGGGCUGCACUCUGCCUUUCAGGGAUUUGUGUGCGUGCUGGUAGAUAAAUGUGUUUCUUUGAGGGGUGUGUGUGUCUGCAUAUCUGUCGAUGGUGAAUGUUUUUUUUUUUUCCAGAUAUGUUUUUUUUUCUCGUGUUUGUAAUUGGAGAGUGUCUUCAAAUAAACAAUCUGCUCUUGUUGGCCUCUCAAUAGAUGCCUCUGUGUUUCUGCAGCCCUAAUCAAAUUUCACAUGACGUUCCCGGUUGGAAUGCCGGGUCACCAUGGUUUCAGCUCCUGGCUCCGAGCGGACUGGUGACUGUCACAGGGAAUGACAUCGGUGUCAGACGGGAACCACAGUGGGAUGUUCAGUGACACUGAAAUGUCGUGUGUGAUAUCACUGGAUCAAAAAGGCUUUUUUCAGAAUAAACAUUAAAGGUGUGUCAAGGAGGAAAGUUUAGAGUCUUAUAGCCUAUUACAACCAUGCUUAAAGUGAUCAUGAACACAGCCUGCAAUUAAUUUGUUUUUGAUUGGAGAAGGAAGACUAGGAUGGACUGUAAAAAUCCCUAUUGAAGUCCAAUUAGGCUAUGUUCAAUACAAUUGAAUAUGAAAGGCUGGCGAUUAUACAUUGCGUUUUUAUCUUGUGAACUCUUCGUUGCUUCUGUAACCAAUCAAUGAUCAAACCCGAGUCGUCCAUUCUUGAGAAUGUGUUAUCCCUCUGAGCUAAAGCCUUCACAAGGUUAGAUAUCAUUUGAGAAAGCAUAGUUCAGCAAACCACCCCGAAACAUUUAUUCAACCAGGAGACCGGCGUAGGAGAUUCUUAUAAUUGAGACGGUGUCUGCUCAUUCUGUCUUUUCAUCUCUCAACCCACCUCCAUCUCUCUCUCUCUCUCGUUCUCCUCCCCCUCGUCUGUCCAUCCGUGGGUGUGACGAAUUGAAUGUGGUUAGGCAAAGAUGAAAUGCAUCUCUCUAUUCACUCAUCCAGUCAUCCCUGUCUCGAUCUGUCUGUUUGAAGGAUGGAAAGCUGCGCAUGACUGUUAAUCAUACGUUCAAAUAUCUAUCAACCGUGAAACGUCAGCUGUUUCAUCAUAGGCCUCUUUUGUCUUUAGGUGUCAGAUCCCUCCUCUCUGUUUGUCUGCCUAUCUACUGUAUGAGAGAACUGGGUGUUUUUACACUUUAGAGUAAGCCUACUAGGAUCCGAUGAAAUUGUAUGUGUUUGGAAUCUUCUUUAACAUCACAAACACUACAUCUAUAGACUAAUGAAAACCAGAUGUCAUCCUGUGAUCAAUCAGCAAUGUUCAUUAGGGCACACCGUAUCAAAAUGUUUUAAAAACGUUUCGCAACAAACCAAGUCAAACCUUUUUUUAUUGGACAAGGUCUGGUAGUGCCUUCCCAUUUGAUAGAGUUUUCUUCUGUAAGUGUGCCUGCUGAAAAAAGACUCCAGUUUCAUAAUGAAAUGGUAAUAUGUGGCAUAACAUGGUGUCGUCCUCUUACUGAGGCUGAGCGCUGUCGUGACUCUGACUAAACGCCCCUUGAGAAAUCCAUCCAUCCAUGCUGGAGUGGGAUCCUGUGGUGUUGAGAUUCCACGCAGUGUCUGGGAGACAGUGACGUUGCAGUGUCUGGAGUGGAACUGUGAGAAUGAGGCCUUCUUCCAAUGCGAAUUAACUUUAUCCUUCAUUCUUUCUGUCUUCUGUUCUUUGUCCUUCCUUCCUCUGAGUAAACACUGAUCCCUCAUGACAGAAGUGGUGUGAGCAUACAUGUACGUAGGAGAAUCAAGCUUUCGCUGGUGUUACUUCAUGAAGGGAUCAAUGCGUUUUGGUAGUGUUUUACCAUGGCCAGCAGAUCUUUUGUGGUCUCUCUGGAGUGGGCUGAGCUGAUUUCACAGUGCUUUGGGGGAGAUGUCUAGUUGGGGGAUGAUGAUGAUGAUGAUGAUGAUGGUAGUCACACAGCCUAACCGAGGCACCGUUUAAUCUUUCAUCCACAGAACCAUAACAAGCCACCCUCCCCCUUUCUUUUCCUCCAUCUCUCCAUCCCACUUCUCUUUCUGUCAGUUGAACCCUCUCGCCUCCUACCUUCCUCUUUCUCUCGUUCUCUCUCCCCUAAAAAUCUUUCUUUAAUGUGGUCAGCAACUUCUUAAAAUUUCACUUCAAUCUCUGACACAACACUCCGGAAGCUAAAAAACAUCAGCAUACCAUUCAUUCACCAGUGCACUAUUCAUUUCAAGUGUUUUAUGUUUAAAUGGGUCAUGGUAAGGCAUUAGAAGAACAGGUUCAGCACUGAGCAGUGAAACCCAAAUUACAAUCCCAGGCAUGGUCUGGAUUAAAUACAGCUUUCGCACAGAUGUUUGAUGUUGCCUCGUGUGUGUGUGUGUGUGUGUGUGUGUGCAUGCGCAUUGUACAUUGUGUGAUUCCCCAAUGGCUGGCUGAGUGUGUGUGUGUGUGUGUGAAUGUUCACCUAACUUAGUGGGUAAGAGCGUUGUGCCAGUAACCGAAAGGUCGCUGGUUCUAAUCCCCGGGCCGACUAGGUGAAAAAUCUGUCGAUGUGCCCUUAAGCAAGGCACUUAACCCUAAUUGCUCCUGUAAGUCGCUCUGGAUAAGAGCGUCUGCUAAAUGACUCAAAUGUAAAUGUAACUAAUUGCGUCAGCUGAUGACUGUCUUCUUCAAGGCCAUGGCAACCGUAACGCCAGCAGAAACGGCUACCAUGGCAACCAGACAUCGUUCUCCUCUUGACAACGAGGCCCUGAGGAAGCUCGAAGGCCUGGUAGAUAAACACAAAGACCACAAUGUGACGCCUCAUCACAUCUCUGCCUGCCGUGUCCCUUGAUUUAAAAUCAAAAUAGAGGAUCGGUACGGUACAACACUCGGCAAGAUGGUGUCGUUUUUAAUACCAGCUCUGAUUCUCUUCCUUAUCACACUGAUAUCCAACAUGGCUGCCCUGUCCUCAAAACAUUGCAUGUGUACAACCCACCCACCUGGGUCGUAUUCAAUAGGGCACACCGUAGCAAAAUGUUACGCAAUUCUUAUUGGACAUGUUCUGGUAGUCCCUCCCCAUUUCAGGCCAUUUUGUUCCUAGUGAAUAGGACCCAGGCUUCAUUACUACCCACCCACCGGCAUCAUUUCAAAGCAAAGCAACCCUCAGUUUUGAUCAGUCUAUUGCCUUCGGCAUCCUUUCUGUUCUCGGCUUUCCGUGCGUCAUCGGAGAAGCAGGUGGAAUGCUGGAAUCUGGCUGGAUAAGUGGAUAUGCGUCAAAGCAAGCAUUAGAUUGUAAGAUGUGUUUUUGAGCAGCGAGUGUUGCUCUUCCUGCUCUGUGUGUGUGUGUGUGUGUGUGUGUGUGUGUGCGCGCAUCCAAAUGCCAGACAGAGUAGUAAUGGGGAGAGUGGUGCACUCAAGGGAAGGAGAGUGACGGUGUUCCUUUAAAUGAGGUAGUGUGAGUACUCACCAGUGUCUUACACACACGGCAUAUGGUUUACUAUCCUUGUGGGGGCCUAACAGCUUAUUCCCAUUCAAAAUCCUAUUUUCCCUAACCCUUAAUUGUAAACCUAAAUUAGCCUUUUUCCUCGUGGGGACGUGGGAAAUGUCCCCACUAGGUAAAAUGUUCCUUGUUUUACUAUCCUUGUUGGGACUUUUGGGGACCACGAGGAUAGUAAUACACACACGCAGACACACACACACACACACACACACACAUACACAGAGCUCUCUUUAUGUAACUGGAGAAGGCAGCUGACAUGGGACAGUGAGGGAGGCAGGAGAUGCAUCAGGCAGACAAGGUAAUACAUCAAGGUCAGAGGAAGUGUGUGUGUAUGUGUGUGUAUGUCACUGGUGACGCACUCAAACGGCCUCUAAUUUUUAAAGGAAUUCUAUCCUUCCCUUCAUCCAAACCAAGGAUGGUAUUUUUUUUAUCAGGCCCCAAGUUCAACAUGUACCGUUAAUUUGGGAUGCAUUCUGUGCAUUGCUUCUGCUUCUACAACAUCUUUACUCAUUCUCAGCGUGAGGGGAUGAGGGCGUUGUAGCUGCUGUGAAAGCUCCUCUGGGGUGGUUGUGAUAUAAGUCUGGGCCUCCCAGGGCUUCCCCUCUUCACUGUAGAACCACCGCUCUGUCUCACCCCUCUGUCUCACCCCUCUGUCUCACCCCUCUGUCUCACCCCUCUGUCUCACCCCUCUGUCUCACCCCUCUGUCUCACCCCUCUGUCUCACCUUUCUACAUUUUCUACUAGCCCGGUCUGAAAAUGGCGGUCUACCUUAAAAUCCAUCUCUGGUCUCAACCCUCUACUCUACGAUCUCACCUCUAGCUCAAUAAAGGGAUUCAACACACACAGGGUUUUUUAGCUGGUGUCAGAUGAAGGGUAAAUGGUUGUGCUCUCUGAUAUUAAAUCCUGACCCUGUCUGGUAACCGCCGUGUUCUCUGCCAUGUCCCCUUAUUAAGAAUUCAGUGCGAUGAUGAAGGUCACUUGUCCCUCUGAUUUUGUCUGUGCCAGUAUUGCAACGCUGACAUACUCACUCUUUCUUUGUCUCUAACCCGCCCUCUCUCGCCACUCUUAUUUCAACAUCUGUCUAUCUCUCAUCUCUUUCCUAGGUGAGAGCUUUGAGCAGAGCCCCCUCCGGAGGUCCUUCAAGUCCAAGGUUCUGUCCCACUACCCUGAGAGCACAGACAGGAGUCCCUUCAACAGAGAUGCAGUCAACAUGGUAAGAUAGUGGAGCUAGGAUAUGUUUAGAGAACUUAAUAUACAUAGAAAAGGGUUAAGUCUGUAUUUUUAUGCCAUUUGGGCUGUUUUAGCCCUUUCUAGAGAUGGUUGUCGUGUGUGCAUGUGAAAACGGCUUCAUUUAUUGCGUUCAUUACAAGAAAAUGUGUUUAUGUUGAAUUACAGUACAUCUUAUUGUGGACAUUCUGUUGUACAUGUGUUUUACACAGAAUAGGGGACUUUAUAUCUGUUUGUGCACCAUUGUUUUGUUAUUGUAUGUUUCUGGGCUUUUUCUUGGGUUAAACAAUGCAAAUCUGUCAGCGUAAAUGAGUAAUUGAACCAAUUGAAAGUAAUAAACAAAAAGCUGAUGGUUUGUCACUGCUGUGACAUCACUUUUUUUUUUUGUUCUCCUGUACCACAAUGCGUUUCUCUUUUUUAUGCAAAUCAGAUAAUGUUUUCUGUUUUCAAGUGUUAACAUUUUUAACAAGGAUGUAUAGAUUUUUGUAACAUUUGUAUCCUUCAAAAUGUAUGUAAUUUUAAUUUAAAAAAAAAGUUGUUUUAUGGCACAAUAUUGUAUAAACAAGUCUGGAUAAUGAAAGCACUAGGCAGGAACUCGACAGCAUCGAAUUUAAAUGAACCAAUAAACAAACACAGUUUUUCAUGACGCUAAAGCCUGUUGUGAGCAGUCUUCCUACAGACACUAAAGUACUUUGUAACAGAUGGCUAGAGCACCUUUUCACGGAGCCACAAUCAGAUCUGACUCUCUCUCCACAAAUAAGGCCCCUUGGAUUUUAAAAGUAUUUUUUUUACCCCUUUUCUUCCCCAAUUUCGUGAUAUCCAAUUGAUAGUUAGUCUUGUCCCGUCGCUGAAACUCCCAUACGGACUCGAGAGGCGAAGGUCUAGAGCUAUGCGUCCUCCGAAAAACGACCCGGCGAAGCUGCACUGCUUCUUGACACACUGCUCGCUUAACCUGGAAGCCAGCCGCACUAAUGUGUCGGAGGAAACACCGUACAACUGGCAACCGAAGGAGCGUGCAUGCGCCCAGCCCGCCACAAGGAGUCGCUAGAGCGCAAUGGGACGAGGACAUCCCAGCCGGCCAAACUCUCCCCUAACCCAGACGACGCUGGGCCAAUUGUGCGCUGCCUCAUGGGAGUCGCGGCCGGCUGCGACACAGUCCGGGAUCGAACCCGGGUCUGUAGUGACGCCUCAAGCACUGCGAUGCGAAUAAGGCUAGUCUUCAAUAUUGUUUGUCAGAAUGGACGCUCUUCAGAAUGAUUUGACCCCUCUCAUCCCUGUCCAUAAUUUCUGUGUUUGUCAUUCUUUCUGUACCCCUUCAUCCUUUCCUUUCGCUCUCCACCUUUUCUCUUUUUUCCUCUGAUGUCCUCUAAAACAUCCCAACUCACUCUUCCAUCGGCAUCUCUCCCACCACCUCUUUAUCCUCCUCCCUCCAUCUUUCUCAGUUUCUUUCCCCCAUAUCACCUCAUCCCAUGUCUCUCUUUUCCUCCCUUCAUCUCUCGUUCUCCAUAUUCCUCCGUCCUCUCUCUCUCUUCACCUCUUUUUCUCCAUCUCUCUCGAAACUCCCUCCUCCUCAUAUCUCUCUCUCUCUUUCCCCAGCUCUGCAUGCCGCGGGGCCUGUCGUUCCGUAGUCAGGCGGACAGCCGCGAGCACCGCUUCCACUCCUUCACGGUCGCUCGGGACGACGGCACACACUCCUACGGCUUUGUGCACACAUACUAUGAGGAGGUGACGAGUGCCCAGAUCACCGCGGCGAUGCAGACCCUCCAUCAGAUGCACCACGUGGAGCAUCACUCCAUCUCUUCUUCAUCUCCCUCUUCCUCCGCCUCCUCCCCCUCCACAUCCAGCAUGGACUCUCUGGUGAGCAGCCUGGACGAGUCAGACGCCGCUUCCCUGGCAGAGCACCCCCUAUCGGCUUGUUUGGGCUGCGCGGCGGGCUCCUUCCAGCCGGCUCGGGACACCCUGUACGCCUCCAAGGCCCUCUGCCUCCUGACGCCCCUCCCCUUCCUCCUCGCCGCCCGCCACUUCCUGUCCCAGCUGCACCAGGCGGUGACGUCGCACGCCGCCCCGCCGCUACCCCUGGAGAGCUACAUCCACAACAUCCUGUAUGAGGUGCCCGCGCCCCCGCCCGGUCGGUCGCUCCGGUUCCACGGGGUCCAGGGGCCCAUCAUGUGCCAGCAGCCCGGCCCGGAGGAGCUCCCGCUGGGGGACUACCCACUGGGAGAGGCCUUCUCUCUGCUGGGGGUGGAGAACCUGGUGAGACUGCUCACCUCCGUGCUACUGGAGACCCAGGUCCUGCUUUACUCACAAGGUAAGGACCAAAAGACCAGGCAGCGUUCACUGAAAGAUCAACAACCUAGGUUGUUUCGAUUCUUUAAUUUAUUUUCUAACCUUCACCCAAAAGUGUGCACUUGUUCAAUUCCCAUCAUGCACUUAAAUGUAUUAGAUCGGUGCAAGCAUGACUCUAGGGAGUUGCCACCAUAUUCCCAAUCCUUACACUAGUCCAGUGUUUCCCAACUCCAGUCCUCCAGUACCGACAACAGCACACGUUGUUGUAGCCCCAGACAAACGCAACUAAUCAUCAAGCCCUCAAUUUGUUUAAUCAGGUGAGUUUGUCAGGGGCUACAACAAAAAUGUGUACUGUUGGGGGUACUGGAGUUGGGAAACACUGGACUAGUGUAAGGAUUGGGAAUAUGGUGGCAACUCCCUAGAGUCAUGCUUGCACCGAUCUAAUACUACUAGUCCAUGGAGUGUAUGAGUGUAUACUUUUGAGAUUCAGACCACAGCCUAAUCACAACUAAAACUUCACCACAACAAUUCAACACAUGUAUCCAUGAUAUGAGUACCACCCAGGGUCAAAUUCCUCAAAUCGGCAACAAUUAAAAUGUCACUCAAUCUCCCCCCCUCCGUCUCUGUCUCCAUACUACCAAAGGUUGACGACAACAACUUAACAACAAUUCAACACGUUAGUAUACCAAGGUCAAAUUCCCUCAGUCUUUCCAUCUCUCUGUCUCCAGACUACCAGCGGUUGAUGACUCUGGCAGAGGGCAUCACCACCCUGCUGUUCCCGUUCCAGUGGCAGCAUGUCUACCUGCCCAUCCUACCGGCGCCCCUGCACCACCUCCUGGAUGCACCCGUGCCCUUCCUCAUGGGUAUCCAGCGGAGGGACGGCACCCAACGCUCCACUCUGGAUCUGUCCCAUGAGGUACAGUAUUAGAAUGGCAUGUACUUAGUACUUAGUCAUUUGUGUUUGGGACUGUAGCCAUGUAAUGGACACCUUUUUUAUACACAUUUUGACCCUCGAAAUGGCUUUAUUUAACCAGUGAACUUAUUGAGAACACAUCUUCUUUAAUAACCACCUGACCAAGAGGGAGACUUUAAUAACCACCUGACCAAGAGGGAGACUUUAAUAACCACCUGACCAAGAGGGAGACUUUAAUAACCACCUGACCAAGAGGGAGACUUUAAUAACCACCUGACCAAGAGGGAGACUUUAAUAACCACCUGACCAAGAGGGAGACUUUAAUAACUACCUGACCAAGAGGGAGUGAUGAUAAAUCUAUUUAACUUGAGAUGCAGUAGGACAAACAAUGUUCUCACUCAUUCCAAAGUUCCUAUUUCUCUAUUAAGAAUGGGAGGUUGCUGAAUCUACAUACCUAGUUUGUGAGUUUUAAAUCCACUAUUCAAUCACAAUUCUACUUGCUUUACCACAUGGAAUUUGAAGCAUUUUAGUUCACAUUCUCUAGCAUUCUAGUAGGCAUUGUGAUACACAUUUUGACAGGCAUUCACUGACCUUGCAAAACCUUCCAACAAGCUUUCGAGCACAGUCUAAUGUAAGCCAUUCUAAUAAAAUACAUUCCAGUACGCAUUGUAACACAGUGAAAAGAGCAUUGUAACAUUUGCUGCAUUCUUGCAGUGCCUGUACUAAUUAAUCCUAUUAUGGUUGCAUAUUAAUAUCCCCCUGCUCUCUAGUGCUGGCGAAAUAUAGAAAUUCACGCAUCUCCUCCGGCGAGCUCCUCCGCUUCUCCCUUCUCUCCCCAAAUCCAAAAAUCACACCAUGCUGCAUAAGCGUUUUGCUAGGUUUGCAUCCCAAAUGACACCCUAUUCCCUAUAUAGUGCACUACUUUUGACCAGAGGGCUUUAUGUAGGGUAUAGGAUGCCAUUUAGGAUUUGAAGUGGUAAAGCCGGCCCAUAAAUGCACCAGGAGAAGGAGAGAGCUGAGCCUUUCCAGAGAAAUCAGACAAUGUGAAUAAUGAACAGUUUAUUUCUGGAUGUGUUUUGAGAGGAUAAGGGUGACACAGUAGGUAGCAAUGGAAUGCACACUAUGCAGAUAGCAGAACGCAUCGAGAGCGUGUCCUGUCGUAUAAAAUAUCUUUCUACAAUCCCCUCCUUGUAGUUCCAGCCUUCCAUCAGGAUUGAAGGGUUUUAUCUGUAUUCUUAUCCAAAGACAUUUAGCUUUUUUAACAGCACAUAGAUUUGUUUUGAUGGAAUUUAGCUGAUGCAUCACAGUGGAAUGUCCACAGUUUUAGUCAUGGUGAAUUGGGUCACCAUACUGCGAGGGCGGGGUUUAUUAUAGAGGGUUUAUGUUGCCUUUCCCAUGAGAAGGAGCAACGAAGCGUUUUAAUCAGAUCACCCUUUUAAAGGCAAAUUCUACGUUAUUUACAGACAUGUUUGAUCACUUAAAUUAACGAUACCCAUUGAUCAUACUCGUUCUUGAAGAAUAUCACUUUGUCUUGUUGUUUUUCAAGUUGAGGAGUGGCCUUUACACUAGUACUGUAAACAAACGGUAGUCUGUGUGAAUCAGUCUCACCACAUCCAGUUAAGAAAAAGCACCAUGUUUUUGGCGUAACGUCAGUGCUGUGUUUGGACACUAAAGCAGAGCACACUGUCGACGCUGUUGAAUGGGAUUUGGUGUCAGUCUCUGACGUAGUUCUAUGUGCCAGGCCAGUGCCUGCUUGGGUUCUCUCCAGAGGUUGAUUCAUUUCUCUGACUGUUUUGGCAUUUAUUUAAAAAGUUGUCUGUGAAUGAGGUUAUGUGCAUGAAACUUAGCCUGGUCCCUGAUCUUUUUUUGCUGUUUAGCCAACUCCAAUGGUCAGAGUUGGCUAAACAGCACAACGAGAUCUGGGACCAGGCUACGUAAAACUAGUAUAUGUAGUCCCCUUUAGCUCAGUUGGUAGAGCAUGGUCGCUUGCAACGCCAGGGUUGUGGGUUCGUUUCCCACGGGGGGCCAGUAUGAAAAUGUAUGCACUCACUGACUAAAAUUUAAAUGUAUAUGCCAAGAGAGAUGGGCCAUAGAGGGGGCGUUUUGAGAGGGGAAGGAGGGGGGAGGUUAAAGGAGAGACGUAGGAAAAGUGUCCUCAACUCCCUAACUUCAAAUCAAAGGGUGUAGAUGGAGUGAGAGGAAUCACAUCUCUGCAGCUGCUCACUCACACUACGUCUCCCAUGCUCCCCUGGGGCAGUACUUGUCAGAAGGUCAUGGUGUUGCUGCGUAGACAACUGCUUAAGUAAGCCUUGUCUGAGCCAGGAUGGCCCAUAUUACAGGAGACAGUCACCUGUUUCUGUAAUUUGAGGCAGCUUGAUGUACAAGUACACCCCCGUGGACAUGGCACUAGCUUGCCGCAGGGCCUUAACCGUCGAUCCAUCUUGCUGAGUGCCAAGCAGAGACACCGGACCCAUUUUUUGUCUUUGGUAUGACUUGAACAGGGAUCGAACCCCCAACACCCUAACCACAAGGCUACUAAGUUCAUCUGACAACACACAUCCUUACAGAUGACUGUUGUACUUCAUCAGUACAGUUGUGGGCCCUAAAAGUUAGGCUAGUUCGCACCACAGUAUUUACAGAACAAUUGCCUCAAUGUGUGUGCAACACAGGACUCUAGUGUCUCCGGUUCAGGGUGGUAACUUAUAGGAGCUAUAUGAUUAAAAAAUGUUUACUAUCCACAACUGUACCACUGCUUGACUAACCUUUUUUUUAAUUGGACCUGGAUGUACAGAGGGUGCAUCCCAAUAACCUCUCUUAGCUCCUAAAGUGUCUAUACGUUCACUACUCAUCACAAAUGUAAAAGCAACAGAUUGGUGUUGUCAUGGGCCAGAGGGAGUUUCCAUAGACCAGUCAUUUUCCUUUCAAAACCAUGAAGGGAAUUGAACAAGUGCCCACUUCGGGAGAUAUGAAUUGAGACGCACCCAGUGUGUGCAGGCUUUUGUUCUAGCCAAGACUGUGAAGAUCACUGUUACUUGCUCUGACAGGCCUAUAACAAUUAGCUAAAUGUAAUGUAUGAUGUGUAUUCAGGGCCGGCUCCAGGCGCUUACUGUUGAGAGUUUGAAUGGUAGAAUACACAAGCAGCAAGUUCCACAUUUGGUUAUGCAUCAGCAAUUUUUUCUCUUGUUUUGUCAGUCACUGACAGUCACUCAAUUAGCCAUGUCAGCCCCCCCCAAAAAAAGAUUGGUAGUUAGUCUAGCCAGUUAUCUAAAACUUGUAGUCAUCAUGGCUGACUUCCUAACGGGCACAUGCCAAGGGGCCCUGACCUCCAGGAGGCCCCCAUUUUAAAUUCUGUAAGUCACUCUCACUCCGAUAUCAUUAACAUGGCAAAAAAAAGAAGAAAAAAAAAAGAAAAGGACAUUUGCUUUAAAAUGGCAACAAUGUCUAUGGCAUAAUGUGUUGAAUUGCAGGAAAUUAACUUAAUAUGUAAAUAUUUCUCUCCAACGUCAGGAGGGGGCCACUAGAAAAAUGUGCCCACUUGGUGGGGGGGCCCCUACCAAAUCUCGCUUAGGGCCCCCAAAAGGCUAGAUGUAUUGUAGUGGAGGCUGCUGAGGGGAAGUACGGCUCAUAAUAAUGUCUGGAACGGAGCAAAUGGAAUGGCAUCGCACCAUGUGUUUGAUGUAUUUGAUACCAUUCCACUAAUUCUGCUCCAGCCAUUACCAUGAGACCGUCCUCCCCAAUUUAAGGUGCCACCAACCUCCUGUGAUGUAUUGUAGCUUUGCUGUUUUUAACCUUUGCACAUUUUUCCUAUCCCCCUUUUUGUAAGUGAUAACAGCAAUAGUUUGCUAAUGCUUCAUAUGCUAAUAUGUCAGAGUGUCUGUGCUAAUCGUGGUCUAAUGUCAACGAGCAUGGUUAAAUCGCUCUCUGAUCUUAAAGGGAUGUUUGCAUACUUGGCCCUAAUGCUAUCAGUGGUAAUCAUCUCUGUACAGUCUGAAUGAUCUACAUGAAGAAGAGUUGCUUGUUGCGCCACACUGCCAGGAAUUCUCGUAGAAAACACUGAUUAUUUAUUAGGACCUAUUGAUGGAUCCUACUGACGUUCCGAUUCCGCACGCUUCUCCCAAAGUAUGCACUCCCUGUCAUGGAUUUAGCGACGAUGGAAACUCCCUCCAGCCAAUACUUAACUGCUAAGUCCAUGAUGGGGAGUGUGCAUGUGUACACUUCGGGAAAGGUACCUUAUUUGAUAAUGAUAGUCAUUAUACAGAUUCUUAAGUUUACUGUUGCCCCGCCCCCCCACUCCCAGGCCAAUCUGUGCUUUGUGGACAUUGACAACCACCGCGUGGAUCCACCCGAGGACCUGCCCCUCUUCCCAGACCAGCCGGAGCUCGUCAAGGAGCUGAACGAGGUGCUGCUGCACUUCGGCCUCCAGCCAUACGGGGGCACCACCACCACCAAGCCCGCCCCUGCCGCUCCCCCCUGCCUCAGCAGCCUAGUCCUGGAGGACCUGAUGGAAGACCGGCGCAACGGGAACCUGGGAGGGGAGGAGUUGGCCGUGCUGGAACGACUGCAGGCACUGGCUAGGAGGUGUGGAGGAGGGGGGAUGGCGGGAGGGAAGACACUGGGACGGGCGUUCCAGGAGGAAGAGGAGGAACUGAAGGCGGCUAAGAUGAACGUGCAGCUGAGGGAGGUGUUCGCGGGGCGAUUCACUUCCAUGUUCGGGAGGUAUGAAGAGUUUGUGAUCCACAGCGCUCCCGACCUGGAGUCCUGGCUGGGCAACCGUGAGGGAAUGAGCAACUUUGAUAAGGUAAUGGUGAAGAUCGAUCAACAAUCACUCACUGAAGGAGGAAUACCAUAGACACUCAUAUCCAUAGCCUACUCCUUCAGUCAGUAAUCCUACAUACAUUGACAAGAAGCUCUCAUUCAGGAUAGAAGCAAUAUUCUACCACUGUUAGUGAUUUCACCUGAUAGUGAUUUUAUGUGACGCGUAAACGUUUUGUGUACUUGUGCAUUUGCAUCACCAGGGCUCUUUCCUGUCAGCACAGCCCGCCCCACACCGGCACUUCCUGUCUCGGUUCCUGGAGACGGCCAUGUUUUCAUCAUUCGUGGACGGCAAGGUGUUAUCUCGCUGGGCAGACCGGGAGCCACUGCAGCGCGUGUUUGACGGGCGCCUGGAGAGGGAGCGCCUCUACAACACGUUCGAGGACGAUCCCGGCAACCGUCACUACAGGAAGUACACAGUACUCCAUGAGUCAGGUGGGUUGGAUUCAGGGGUGCUACAGUAGUACUCAUUCAAGAUUUCCCAUUAUUAUUGCUAACUGCAUGUGUUGGGGGCGAGGCCCCCCCCCCCCCCCCCACGUACACCCAUCUCUGGUUGUGUUCAUUAGGGAAUGCAACAGAAUAAAAAAAUUAAAAAAAGCUUUUGUAACAGUACAUGACAAUGAGUGCUUCUUCUUGGAAAGGUUUAGAUCACUGUUUCAGUCCAGUUUUGGGGGUUUGUUUCCUGAUGAGCAGGGUUCUCCAAUAGGCGGGCCGCGGGUGAUGUAUUUGGCCCCCCAAGUUUUCUGAGCAAAAAAGACUGUAAAAUCACCAGGAAAUGAUUCUGUUUUUGUCAAAUACUAUGUAUGUUUGGGGUUCUUGCUGUCAAUUUGCAGUGUCAAAAUUAUAACUGUUCCGGCCCCUCGACCAUCCCGCUCAAGGAAAAAUAGGCCCACAGCUGAAUGUAACUGGGGACCCCUGGCAUAGAGGACAUUGAGAGGCAGUGAUUAGCUAAGGAUACAAAGCAUCUCCAAAACCACAGAACACAUGUUGGAUGGGUUCUAAAACCACAGAACACACGUUGGAUGGGUUCUAAAACCACAGAACACACGUUGGAUGGGUUCUAAAACCACAGAACACACGUUGGAUGGGUUCUAAAACCACAGAACACACGUUGGAUGGGUUCUAAAACCACAGAACACGCGUUGUAUGGGUUCUAAAACCACAGAACACACGUUGUAUGGGUUCUAAAACCACAGAACACGCGUUGUAUGGGCUUGUCUUGUCCUUUUUUUCUUUCUACUCCGUAUAUUCCAUCUGUUCCACCGACGAGGGAGCGCACCGUGGAAUGCCAGCGCACCGUGGAACAAGAGAGGGAUUGGGAAUAUUCAGUUCUGGAGAAAUUAGAGGGGAAAUGGAGUUCAGUAUCAAUCUGAGAGAAUGAAAAGGUGAAGAGGGAGAGAGGAAUACAGAGGGAUGAUGGUGAGAGGUGGAAUAUGAAGGGGAACGAGGAGGGGGGGAUACUAGAGGGGUGGAGGUGGAGGGUGGGGAUACUAGAGGGGUGGAGGGUGGGGAUACUAGAGGGGUGGAGGGUGGGGAUACUAGAGGGGUGGAGGAGGAGGGUGGGGAUUACUAGAGGGGUGGAGGAGGAGGGUGGAGGGUGGGGAUACUAGAGGUGGGGAGGUGGAGGGUGGGGAUACUAGAUGUGGUGAUAGGUUUGGGGAUUCUAGAUGGGUGGAGUUGAGUUCUGGCGAUUCUGAGGGUGGCAGAGGAGGGUGGCAGGGUGGGGAUUUCCUAGGGGUGGUAGGGGAGGGUGGAGGGUGGGGAUACUAGAGGGGUGGAGGGUGGGGAUUCUAGAGGGGUGGAGGUGGAGGGUGGGGAUUCUAGAGGGGUGGAGGAGGAGGGUGGAGGGUGGGAUACUAGAGGGGUGGAGGAUAAGUAGCACAUGAUGAGAGGAGGAAGAGGAAAACAGUACAUUGUGUCCCUAUAAAAUAUAAUGAGACCCUCAAAACUCUCAGCUUUGAAGUUCUGCCAAGCGCUCUGCAGUGACUGCACCACUACGUCUGCUUCACAGUCGCUCUCUGUGUCUCUCUCUCUCUGUGUCUCUCUCUGUGUCUCUCUCUGUCUCUCUCUCUCUCUGUGUCUCUCUCUGUGUCUCUCUCUCUCUCUCUGUGUCUCUCUCUCUCUCUCUCUCUCUCUUUCUCUUUCUCUUUCUCUUUCUCUGUAUCUCUUUCUCUGUGUCUGUCUCUCUCUUUCUCUGUAUCUCUUUCUCUGUGUCUGUCUCUCUGUGUCUGUCUCUCUCUCUGUGUCUCUGUGUUGUCUCUUCUUCUGCUCUCUUGUGUCUCCUUCGUCUCUGUCUCUCUUUGUCUGUCUCUCUCUCUGCUCUCUUUGUCUGUCUCUGCUCUCUGUCGUCCUCUCUUGUCUCUCUGUUGUCUGUCUCUUGCUUCUGUCUCUGUGCUCUCUCUCUCUCUCUCUGUGUCUCUCUCUCUCUGUGUCUGUCUCCUCUCUCUCUCUGUGCUCUGUGUCCUCUCUCUUGUUGCUCUCUCUCUCUCUGCUCUCUCUCUCUUUGUGUGUCUCUCUCUCUGUUCUCUCUCUCUCUCUGUGUUGUUGUCUCUCUCUCUCUCUCUGUGUGUCUCUCUCUCUCUCGUUCUCUUGUGUCUCUCUCUCUGUUCUCUUUUGUGUCUCUCUCUCUCUCUGUGUUCCUCUCUCUCGCUCUCUGUGGUCUCUCUCUCUCCUCUCUCGUGUGUUUUCUCGCUUCUGUGUGUCUUCUCUCGUCUCUCUGUGUGUCUCUCUCUCUUCCUCUCUGUGUCUCUUCUCUCCUGUUGUCUCUCUCUCUCUGUCUGUCUCCUCUUCCUCUCUGUUUGUCUCUCUCUCUUGUGUCUCUCUCUCCUCUCUGUCGUUGUCUCUCUCUCUCUCUCUUGUGUCUCUCUCUCUCUCUCUCUCGUUUCUCCUCUCUCUCCUCUGUGUCUCUCUCUCUCUCUCUGUGUCUCUCUCUCUUCUCGUCUCUCUUGUCGUCUCUCUCCUGUGUCUCUUGUCUGUCUCAUCCUCUUGUGUCUUCUUUGUCGUCCUCUCUCUCUCUGUCUCUCUCUUGUUGUCUCUCUCUCUCUCGGUCGUCUUCUCUCUCUCUUGUGUGUGUCUCUCUCUCUCUGUGUGUCUCUCUCCUCUUGUGUUGCUCUCUCUCUUCUCUCUCUGUGUUUUUGUCUCUCUCUUCUCUUCGUUGUCUCGUCUCUGUGUCUCUCUCGCUCUCUGUGUGUCUCUCUGCUCUCUGUGUGUCUCUCUCUCUCUUGUCCGUCUUUCUCUCUCUCUCUUCUGUGUGUCUCUCUCUCUCUCUCUGCUGUGUGUGUUUCUCUCUCGCUCUCUCUGUGUCUUGUCUCUCUCUCUCUCUCUGUGUGUCUCUUCUGUCUCUGUCUCUCUCUCUCUACUGUGUGUCUCUCUCUCUCUCUAGUGUGUCUCUCUCUCUACUGUGUGUCUCUCUCUCUCUGGUGUCUCUCCUCUCUCUGGUGUGUCUCUAUCUCGUCUCUGUGGUGUCUCUCUCUCGCUCUACUGUGUGUGUCUUCUCUCUCGCUCUCUGUGUGUGUCUCUCUCUCGCUCUCUGUGUGUGUCUCUCUCUCGCUCUCUGUGUGUCUCUCUCUCGCUCUCUGUGGUGUCUCUCUCUCUCUCUCUCUGUGUGUGUCUGUCUCUCUCUCUCUGUAUGUCUUUGUCUCUCUCUCUCUGUAUGUCUCUGUCUCUCUCUCUCUGUCUCUGUGUAUGUCUCUCUCUCUCUGUCCCUCUCUCUCUGUGUCUCUCUUUGUCUGUCUCUUUCUCUGUGUCUCUCUUUGUCUGUCUCUCUUUGUCUGUCUGUCUCUCUGUCUCUGUCUCUCUCUGUGUCUCUCUUUGACCGUCUCUCUCUCUCUGUUUAAUAGUAUAUCUCCCUCCCUUUCUCUCCCUUCGUGUUUUCCAGGAAUGUGGCCUUUAAAGCAAACCAGGGAUUCACUUCCAUAUCGGGACAACAACACAUGACCUUGUUUCUGCACAAAGAGCUUUCCAGAUUAGACAUACAGUAUGACGCUGAUCUAAAACUCUGGAUUUGAAAGGAGGCUUAUACAAUGGUCAUUCGAUGUCAGACUGUAGAGCAAUGAGGAGUUAGAAAUGAAGAUGACAUAGCAAAUACACUAUUGAGGAGUGUCCUGUGUGGAUCAAUUGGUAAAGCAUGGCACUUGCAACGCCUGGAUCGUGUGUUCGAAUCCCGCUGGUGCAACCCAUACAAAAAUGUAUGAAUGCAUGACUAUAAAUCUCUUUGGAUGAAGGAGUCUGCUAAAUAGCAUUCAUAUUAUUAUUAUUAUUAUUAUUAUUAUUAUUAUUAUUAUUAUUAUUAUUAUAUUACUGCACUGGCCUGGUUACAUAUCCACCCUAGUUGCUGGAACCUGCUGGAAAUGACAAUGGUUGAUCAGCGUAAUUCCGUUACCAUGGAAUUUCCUCAAUGUGACAGGAAAAUAUCAGGCAGCACAGUAUGGCUUGGGUCAGCACAAUAGUGUGAAAAGGUUUACUAGACACUGCCUCUCCUACAGCCUUCUCCAGUAGGCCCCACUCACAUCCCCCACCUAUAUUAUGCUCUGGUCCCCAGUCCAGGCCAUGGAGCGCAGGCUGCUGAAGGCUGACCACACGGCCAUCCACCCUCACCUGUUGGAUAUGCGGAUUGGGCAGGGCCGACACCAGCAGGGCUGCUUCCCCAGGCUACAGGCUGAUGUACUGGCGCAGGGACACCACCCCAACAAGUAAGUAACACAUGCCCAUAUAUACACAGACACACGUACACAACAAUUACCUACACAAACACACACAGUACAUUGUGUCUGAUGCGGUUGCCCCUGUGUGCAGGUGGUCAAGUCGUAACACUCGCAGGAGCGACCCUAAGAGACCAGUGACCGCUGAGACCACCUCAGGACUGGACAAUGACCAGAGAGAAGUAAACGCCUGCUUUACCUAUAGCCCUUUUCCCUUACCUGGUGUAAGCAAUACUGUGAUGCCUUUACCUUUCUUUGCGUGAACACAAUUCUGCCUUCUGGGUCAUGUCCAUAAGGGCACACAGUGGAUUUUUUUUAAUUUUUUUUUUUUUACAUUUAGCAACAGAAAAAAGAAAAUGAGCCUUUCUUAUUGAACAAGUCCAGGUAGUGCCUCUCUGUUUCAGUCCUAUCUACAAACCCAGGACUGGCUGGGCCAGUAAAGGAGUUAUUGGUUGUUUUCAGAAUCAACUUUUUAGUAUUGUCUGAUUGGCUGUUGUUCUCUGUUUAUCCAAUAGAAGUACUCCCCGGGGAGGAGGAGCAUAAACCAGUCCAAGCUGCUUGACCCCUCCCCCUCAGCUGUCACUCAAACCCAGCGGGGGUUCGUGGAGGGGCUGCUGAGGGAGUGUCGCGUGAAGGUAAGGGGUCUCCUUAUGGAGUCUGCAUGCUUCCCAGCCGGUAGAGUUCGGGCAUAUAUUAGGAUGACAUUUUGUGACGUUUUUGUUCGUUUUGGACUUCGGAAGGGUUUAUUCGGCUGUUCGGUCUCACACAUUUUUUUCGGGAGGCCAGCCUAAAUUCGGAGCCGACGUCUACGCCCCUUCGUCAGUGAUUGUUCAACAGUAGGGAUUCUUCAAUAAAGUCUUUGUUGUCAUUCAACGAGAGACAACUUGUUUUCAUGCACAUGUUUUCAUUGAGAAAUGCUGCACCAAACAUCUUAGUUAGUAAAUUGCGCGAAAACAUCUCCUUGGCAAAAACGUCAAAAUUAAUAACAGAUUUCUUGAGUUAUCUUAGAUUAACCACAACAGGGGCAUAGCACCUCUGUUGGACAUCGACUCAGAGAAUCACACCGUAUGAAUUAAUUAAUACAAAAUCGCAAGUUGGCAACCCAUCCCUUACGGGAUUGUAAAGACAGCAUAUUAAAGAUCGAUAUACGAGUGAUUGUCUGUGUCUGAAAUUGGCACCCUUUUCCCUAUAUAGUGUACCACUUUUGGCCAGAGCCUCAGUAGUGCACUAUAAAUGGAAAAGGAUGCCAUUUCAGAAGUAACCAAUGUGUGGGUGCUGUUAUUCUGUCCUCAAGAGGGAAGCAGUGUCGAGGUGUGCAUUACCUGUAGUCGGUUGCUGGUUUCCCAAAGUCUGACCUGGGUCCUCCCCCUUCGGUGCAUGUUUUGGUUUUUGCCCUAGCACUACAGGUCUGUUUCAAAUAACCAAUGCAAAAACCAAAACGUGCACCCAGGGCAGAGUAUGUGAGCGGAGCUGCUGGUAUGGUGCUAAACGGUUAGGUUGUAGACCGGAUGCCAUUAUUGCUGAGCUCUUUACGUCCCAACCAGCCUAUUGUGUCGCACUCACAAAUGCUUCACAAUGCAUUUCUUUGUAGGAUAUAUAGCCUAAAUAAUUCAUUUCCGUUCCUCUUAGGCUCCCUGUCUGGCUCCUGACCUAUUUAGAGUGUUUAUAUGAUGUUUAAUAUGUAGCCUAUUUCAACCGAACGCUGCUUGCACCCGCCCACCCGACUAGAAUCACUACUCUCGGUGGGUCUGACUUAGAGUAUGUGGACAACUACAAAUACCUAGGUGUCUGGUUAGACUGUAAACUCUCCUUCCAGACUCACAUUAAGCAUCUCCAAUCAAAAGUUGGAUCUAGAAUCGGCUUCCUAUUUCGCAACAAAGCCUCCUUCACUCAUGCUGCCAAACAUGCCCUUGUAAAACUGACUAUCCUACCGAUCCUUGACUUCGGCGAUGUCAUUUACAAAAUAGCCUCCAACACUCUACUCAGCAAAUUGGAUGUAGUCUAUCACAGUGCCAUCCGUUUUGUCACCAAAGCCCCAUAUACUACCCACCAUUGUGACCUGUACGCUCUUGUUGGCUGGCCCUCACUACAUAUUCGUCGCCAAACCCACUGGCUCCAGGUCAUCUAUAAAUCACUGCUAGGCAAAUCCCCAUCUUAUCUUAGCUCACUGGUCACCAUAGCAACACCCACCCAUAGUCUGCGCUCCAGCAGGUAUAUCUCACUGGUCAUCCCCAAAGCCAACACCUCCUUCGGCUGCCAUUCCUUCCAGUUCUCUGCUGCCAAUGACUGGAAUGAACUGCAAAAGUCUCUGAAGCUGGAGACCCUUAUCUCCUUCACUAACUUUAAGCAUCAGUUGUCAGAGAAGCUUACCAAUCACUACACCUGUACACAGCCCAUCUGUAAUUAGCCCACCCAACUACCUCAUCCCCAUAUUGUUAUUUAUUUUUGCUAAUUUGCACCCCAGUAUCUUUAUUUGCACUUCAUCUUUUGCACAUCUAUCAUUCCACUGUUAAUACGAAAUUAACUAUUUUGCACUAUGGCCUAUUUAUUGCCUUACCUCCAUAAUUUACUACAUUCGCACACACUGUAUAUAGAUUUUCUGUUGUAUUUUUGACUUAAGUUUUGUUUACCCCAUAUGUAACUCUGUGUUAUUUUUAUCGCACUGCUUUGCUUUAUCUUGGCCAGGUCGCAGUUGUAAAUGAGAACUUGUUCUCAACUGGCUUACCUGGUUAAAUAAAGGUUAAAUAAAAAUAAAUAAAAAUAAAUACAUUUGAAAUGAUGAGCACUUCUUACAUUCACCUUUUUCAUGUUUAUUCAAAAACUUUUCAUUCAAAUCCAAAUGGUUUGGUUUUAAUACUUCAAAACCAAUUGGUAGGUCCAGGUAGUCACAAAAAUAGAUGGGUGUUGGUUAAAUUGUGAUUUUAAUGAAUGGAGCAAAUUUGGAUCUGGAAUUUCUUUCCUGUGAGCUUGGAGCGGUUUUUAGCAGAGCUGUAGGAAAGGACAUGGAGCGCCGGAGCAGUUCAACUCCGCUCACAUACUCUGACCCAGGAGGAGCCCCAGGACCGACUUUGGGAAACCCUGGUCUGUUGUGUCGUGACUCGUGAGAAAUGCAGUGUGCCUGUAUGCAUGGCAACUGUAUCCCAAAAAUCCACUGCUUGAAAUGACAUCAAUCAAGACUACAUUCAAUGAGGGCCAAGUCCUCCUCACUUAAGUUCAAUGUGCUUAAAACUGAGAUGGAUCCGCAUCAGGUGAAACCAUGCCACUGGUCACCCCAGGCACAUUUGUUAUUGUUUUUGUAUUGUUUAUAAGGAGGAGAGGUGUAAAAAAAACAAAAAAAAACAAAGAUUAUAUCACUGGUGCAGUGAUGUGCAAUGAUGUCUGAUGGGAAAAAAAGUUUAUCCAUUGUUUGAAGUGACAUCAUUGUUGUAAUAUCGGAAACGGACGUGGCAAUUUCACCUCUACGGAUUCCAGCUUUAAUUCUGACCCUAGCAUGAAUCAUGCAUUGAUGUCAAUUGAAGAUUUAGGAUGUGUGUCCUAAUUGUCCACACUUCUGAAGUAUAGACGGGUUGGUUGUUUAGCAACAAAACCGACACGGGCGCAACUAUGGGGCAAAAUAGACUGGGUUGGCAACCUGUAAACUAUUUCCUCUCCAAAUGUUGAUUUUAAACAUAAAUACAUUUGCACAAUGACCACUUGUUGUCUCUCAAAUACGUUAGUUGUUGGUUAGCUAGCUAGCGAAUUUUAGCCAUAUUAGCAUUGACAUGAAAUCAGUCAACACCAAAAAACAAGACAUGGUAUCAAGAUGCAACUAGCUGAAACAAGCCACCUACGAUUCCCCACUUGGCAGCUUCUUGUCAUUGUUGCUAGCUAUCUGACCGUCCAGAAUCAUAACGCACGGCUUCCGGCCCUAUCGUUGAGCACACUUUAUUUCUGUGACGUUGUCAGACAACCCGUCUGUGCCCUGGCACACUCCCCGUCAUGGAUUUAAAAUCCUGAAACCAUGACUGGGUGUUUGCAAGGGCACACUUUGGGAGAAGGGUGUAGAAUUGGGACGCAGCCUAAGAUUAAAGCCUAAGAUGGAAGAUAUGAUGUAACCCUGAUUGUGUGGCGCAGACUAGGCGUAUGCUGAUGGAAAGGAUGGGGAAGGAGAGUAUGGAGCUGGGUCAGGGCGAGGCCAGCAUUACAGGCCUGCAGGAGAACCGACUGAUCCACAGCCUCUGUGACCUGCUGGAGAGGACCUGGGGCCACGGGUUACAGCUCAAACAGGUUAGUCACACACAGACGGAGCCUUCAGAAUGUUUUCAUACCCCUUGACUUAUUCCACAUUUUGUUGUUACAGCCUGAAUUCAAAAUUGAUUAAAUAGAGGGUUUUUUCACACCCAUCUAUACCCCAUAAUUUUUAGAAAUGUUGAAAAUUGAUUGAAAAUAAAUUCACACUCCUUUGCCAUGACACUCCAAAUUGAGCUUGGGUGCAUCCAAUUUCCUUUGAUCAUCCUUGAUGUCACUACAACUUGAUUGGAGUCCAACUGUGGCCAAUUCAAUUGUUUGAACAUGAAAAACACACCUGUCUAUAUAAGGUUCCACAGUUGACAGUGCAAGUCAGAGCAGAAACUAUACCAUGAAGUCCAAGGAACUGUCUGUAGAUCUCCGAGAUAUAUGCCUCAUUACAAUUCUGUCUGGGGAGGGUAUAAAACAAUUUCUAGAGUUUCCAAGGGCACAAUGGUCUCAGUCAUUGGGAAAUGGGGAAAAAAUAUGGAACUACCCAGACUCUGCCUAGAGCUGGCUGUCUGACCAAACUGAGCAAAUGGGCAAGAAGGACCUUGGUCAGGGAGGUGACCAAGAACCUAAUGACCACUCUGAAAGAACUACAGAAAACCAGGCACAGCUCAUCAUCCGUCUAACACAUCCCUACCGUGAAGCAUGGUGGUGGCAGCAUCAUGCUAAGGGGGAUGCUUUUCAGCAGCAGCGACUGGGAGACUGGUAAGGAUAGAGGGAACAAUGAAUGGAGCCAAAUACAGGCAACUCCUUGAUGAGAACCUGCUUCAGUGCAAAUGACCUUAGACUGGGGCGAAAAUGUACUUUCCAACAGGACAAUGACCCCAAGCAUACAGCCAAAGCAAUGUUGGAAUGGCUUCAGAACAAGAAUGUGAAAUCCUUGAGUGGCCCAGACUUGAAUCCCAUUGAUAAUCUGUGGAAUGACUUGAAGAUUGCUGUUCAGCGCUGCUCCCCAUCUAACUUAACUGAGCUUGAGAAAAUCUGCAAGGAAGAAUGGGAGAAAAAUCCCCAAAUCCAAAUGUGCAAAGCUGAUGCAGACAUACCCAAGACGACUCAAAGCUGUAAUCACCGCCAAAGGUGCUUCUACAAAGACUUCUAAUGACUCAGGGGUGAAUACUAUUUCUGUAUUUCCAUUUUCAAUAAAUUUGCUAAAAUGUCUAAAGAUGUUUUUAUUUUGUCAUUAUGGGGUAUUGUGUGUAGAUGGGUGAGGGGGAAAAAAAAAAAUAUAUAUAUAAUUUAAGGGCUAUGAAUUCUUUCUGAGUGCACUGAAGCCCAGGAUUCAAACAGACAUGCAAAUUAGCAAUCUGCACGCUGCAAUAUACUUUUUAAAAGCAUUUUUCCCUAAAUGUGGUUGAGUGUGUGAGUGGUGUUGAUUUUGUGUUUGUACCGUCCAGGGUAGUUCGGCUCUGUGGUCCCACCUGCUCUACUACCAGGCCAACGAGGACAAGAUGGAGUCACCUUCACAUGCCGAGUCUCCAGGUCAGAGUAGAUGCAUACUAGCCUGAUCCCAGAUCUGUUUGUGAUGACAAUGACCAUUUGGCAUUAGAUAUACAGCACAAACAGAUGAUGGACCAAGCUAGACACUGUAGAUAUUAGGAACGUUGUACAGUAAUAUCCAUCUGGAAAUAUUUUAUUGGUCUGGUCUGCUAGCAUCACCAGUCAUUAACCAGAUAAUACAGUAGUUUGUCUGCUAGGUAUGCUCUGUGAAGUGAUCACAUCUGCCAUUCACUCUCUUCCUGGUUACAGUGUCCAAUGGGUCGGACAGCAGGAGGCUGGAGGAAGGGCUUCCACCACCGAAGGGCUCCUUUGUACAGGAUAUGAGGUAAUGUGUGGAUUCACAAAGCUGUAAAACAUGAUCUUAAAUGUAACCCAAAACUGUUGCUGUUUUUAAUGAGGGUUUCACAAUUUAAAUAUUUUAAAGUUUUUAUUUAUUUUAUUAUGUAAAUGUUUUUGCAGUUGUGAAAAAAUCAAGUUAUAAGAGUUGCAAAUUUCAUUGGAAAUGAUGUCAUUGUUGAUGAGAUGUUUUUUCAUGAAGGUUAUUUUCUCUUGAAGGACAUGGUCUCUACUAGAAAUGAAUGGACAACAUGGACACAUACAAAUAAUCUUUGUUUAAAUGUAUUUGUCAUAGAUUUCCAAAAUUACCUCUUAAUAACCAACAUUUCUGGUAACUUUGGUCAAUUACAGGGAGUUUUGCAACCCUACUCUAUACAGGAUAUGAGGUCAAUGUGUGCCCCGUUCUGAAUCAGAAGAAGAGGAGAUGGGCGUAGAAGAGGGGGGUGAUCGUUGUUAUGGCAGCGCUACUAGGCCGUUUCCAAACCAACAUGUCCGACGCAGGGGGUGUGGUCGGAGUGGGGAGAAUUGGUUGAGGCAGGGGAAUCAUUUUUCUUGGUUUUCAAGUGGUUGACGCUUUAUCAAAUUGAAACCACGCCAGCUUUCCUAAAACACAGCGCAACACAAACCAACAAACUGCUCUCUUUGAAAACCAAAGGAUGUCUGUGUUUUACCUCCUCAGGUUUGUCCAGACCAUGAGUGGGGGUCUCAGUGAAGUGGGUCGGGCCCGGGCCUGGAUCCAUCUGGCCCUGGAGAAGAAACUGCUCUCACAACACCUCAAACUGCUGCUGGCCAACCAUGACCUGAUUAGGUACACACACAUCACAUAUACGCUCUUCACACUACUGAGCUGAGCAGAGCCAAGCUGUACUGAGCUGGCUUGGUUGCACAUCCACGAUAGCCGCUAGAACCGUGCUGGAAAGGACAAUGUGAAAAGAAAAUAUCUGAGCCGGCACAGUUGGGGUUGGCACGGUAACGUGAAAAGGGUAACAGACAGAUGAGUCUUCAGAUGCAUGCUUCAUUUCUGUGUGUUAACCUCUCUGUUCUCUCCUUACAGGCAGCUGUAUAAGCCUUAUGCAUUCCUGCUGUGUGAGGAGGAGCGGGAGCAGUUCCUGUUCCACCUGCUGUCACUCAACACUGUGGAUUACCUCUGCUUCACACGCACAUUCACCUCCAUCAGUAAGUCUGGGAGAUUCCACAGGGCUGUGUUCAUUAGGCACCAAACGGAAGAAGUACCUGGGAUUGUCCAAUGAGACAUUUUUUAGUUUUCUGUUGCAAAAUGUUUUUGUUUUUUUGGUGCCUUAAUGCAGGGGUUCUCAAACUUUUUGAGGCCGGGGAAGCCUUUUGUGAUUAGCAAAUUCAUCAGGGAUAUGGCCUGGGUACCAGUCUCUUUCGCUAACAUUCCACUCCUUGCCUUUCAGCAAUCUUCAAACAUGAACAUUCUAUCAUUAAUGAGCUUGAGGAGAUCGGAGGAUUUGAUCCUAACUUAAUUUAUACAUUUGAUUGGAAACAUUCUAACACUGGGCAUUCUGACAAUAGAUUUAAUUAUAAACAUAAACAUUGGGUGCGGGGAGAACAGAGGAUUCCCAUUUAUUUCAUUUUUAGCACCAGCCAAUGUGAUCACGUCACAGAACAAAAGUCCUCGCCAUUCAAACUUCCCCGCCAGUUCAUUGUGAACGCUGUAGCCUAUUUUACUGUAUAUCCAGCAAGCAAGAGCAAGGUACUUCUUUCCUCGUGUGUGUGUGUGUGUAGAUAGAUAAUUAUCUAUUUUUCUGCUCAAAAUAAGUGACCAAACAAUAUUUCUACUUCUGGGACACAUUGGGCUGUAAGAGGAAUAGGGUGAGGCCAGUGGAGAGGCCAGUGGAGAGGCCAGUGGAGAGGCAUGAAUUGAGCAAGAAGGGAACAGUGAAGACAAAUGUGUAAGAUUGUUGUUCUUAAAAUUUGAAUUCUAUAUUCCACCAAAUUUGCUCGUACCCUGUGUUCCAUAACAUUGUCAUGGAAACUAUUAAUGUUGUUUCCAACUACCAAUCAGCGACUGCGCCGUAAAUCCAGCUGCAUAAGGCCAGUCUCUGUGGCAAUGACAAGUAGUGGCAAAUGGAAUGUUCACUAAAGAGACUGGUACUCAGGCUAAUCAGGGACCCCGUUAUUAUCAGACCACAACUUGAGUGUGAUUAAAAAAUAGCCUACAGGGAGUUUUACUAUGACGUCUGCAGUGCAUGGUUGGACGAACCAAGUCUCGGGCCCGGGGAAAGAACAUUUUAAAAUGCUCGCUUCUUGGCAUCAGAGAGAAUAUUGCAGUUUUCAAGCAAAUUUCCUGCAAUUCCACAUAUUUUGUCAUGGGGCAGAGAUGUUUUGUUGUUGCAGCUUUAAAGCUAAUAUCCUGCAAUUCUACAUAUUUUGCCAAGAGGCAGAGAACUUUGCUGUUUUAAAGCUUACAUUUCUGUGCAUUUAUAUAUAAAAAAAUAUAAAAAAUGGGAUUGAGUUGAUAAAAUGGAUACCAAUAUACCUGUGAGCCUCCCAUGCCCAUGUUGCCCAGGGUUAAGAACAUAUAAAUUGUAGAUUACUAUCAUUGUAUUGUAUUACACACUUUAAACUUAUUCCACGGCUCCCUUGGCAAAAAGUAGUUUAAUCUGUUAGUAGUAUUCAUUACAAAAAUGAAAUGUAUUUUUUAAAUAUAUAUAUAUAGAUAUAUAUUGCUCAAAAAAAUAAAGGAACAUUUAAACAACACAAUGUAACUCCAAGUCAAUCACACUUCUGUGAAAUCAAACUGUCCACUUAGGAAGCAACACUGAUUGACAAUAAAUUUCACAUGCUGUUGUGCAAAUGCAAUAGACAACAGGUGGAAAUUAUAGGCAAUUAGCAAGACACCCCCCAAUAAAGGACUGGUUUUGCAGGUGGUGACCACAGACCACUUCUCAGUUCCUAUGCUUCCUGGCUGAUGUUUUGGUCACUUUUGAAUGCUGGCGGUGCUUUCACUCUAGUGGUAGCAUGAGACGGAGUCUACAACCCACACAAGUGGCUCAGGUAGUGCAGCUCAUCCAGGAUGGCACAUCAAUGCGAGCUGUGGCAAGAAGGUUUGCUGUGUCUGUCAGCGUAGUGUCCAGAGCAUGGAGGCGCUACCCGGAGACAGGCCAGUACAUCAGGAGACGUGGAGGAGGCCGUAGGAGGGCAACAACCCAGCAGCAGGACCGCUACCUCUGCCUUUGUGCAAGGAGGAGCAGGAGGAGCACUGCCAGAGCACUGCAAAAUGACCUCCAGCAGGCCACAAAUGUGCAUGUGUCUGCUCAAACGGUCAGAAACAGACUCCAUGAGGGUGGUAUGAGGGCCCGACGUCCACAGGUGGGGGUUGUGCUUACAGCCCAACAUCGUGCAGGACGUUUGGCAUUUGCCAGAGAACACCAAGAUUGGCAAAAAUCGCCACUGGCGCCCUGUGCUCUUCACAGAUGAAAGCAGGUUCACACUGAGCACAUGUGACAGAGUCUGGAGACGCCGUGGAGAACGUUCUGCUGCCUGCAACAUCCUCCAGCAUGACCGGUUUGGCGGUGGGUCAGUCAUGGUGUGGGGUGGCAUUUCUUUGGGGGGCCGCACAGCCCUCCAUGUGCUCGCCAGAGGUAGCCUGACUGCCAUUAGGUACCGAGAUGAGAUCCUCAGACCCCUUGUGAGACCAUAUGCUGAUGCGGUUGGCCCUGGGUUCCUCCUAAUGCAAGACAAUGCUAGACCUCAUGUGGCUGGAGUGUGUCAGCAGUUCCUGCAAGAGGAAGGCAUUGAUGCUAUGGACUGGCCCGCCCGUUCCCCAGACCUGAAUCCAAUUGAGCACAUCUGGGACAUCAUGUCUCGCUCCAUCCACCAACGCCACGUUGCACCACAGACUGUCCAGGAGUUGUCGGAUGCUUUAGUCCAGGUUUAGGUGGAGAUCCCUCAGGAGACCAUCCGCCACCUCAUCAGGAGCAUGCCCAGGCGUUGUAGGGAGGUCAUACAGGCACGUGGAGGCCACACACACUACUGAGCCUCAUUUUGACUUGUUUUAAGGACAUUACAUCAAAGUUGGAUCAGCCUGUAGUGUGGUUUUCCACUUUUAAUUUUGAGGGUGACUCCAAAUCCAGACCUCCAUGGGUUGAUACAUUUGAUUUCCAUUGAUAUUUUUUGUGUGAUUUUGUUGUCAGCACAUUCAACUAUAUAAAGAAAAAAGUAUUUAAUACGAUUAUUUCAUUCAUUCAGAUCUAGGAUGUGUUAUUUUAGUGUUCCCUUAAUUUUUUUGAGCAGUGUAUAUAUUGAGAUCUGGCUGCGCACCCCCUGUAGUACCUCCCGCAGACCCCACUUUGAGAACCCCUGCCCUAAUGAACACAUCCCAGCUUCCAAGAUACUGAAACCAGGGGGGGGGGGUUCUCAUUGGGUUCCUAAUUCCUAUUUGGUUGUAUGAGAGAAUGUUCUAACGUUAUUGAAGCGUUUUGGUUAUUAGUAUGAUAAUGUUUCUGCAAUAUCUUCAUAUCAAGUCCGCAUCCGCCCUGCAGUUCUGAAAACGUUCUUGGACUGUUCCUGGAAGGUUUUUAAGAAGGAAUGGUCUUAAGAACGUUGUCAUCUUGGAUAGAGGAACAUUACCAUUAACGUACCAGAAAUGUUCUGGGAUCUAAACAUUCUUAGCUGGUUUAAACUAAAGCCACCUUUUACAGUCCGUAAACAUCUAACAUUGCACUGAAAUGUGUUCACUGCGUGUAAGUCGACUCUGGAUAAGAGCAUCUGCUAAAUGUAAAUGUUCUCGUCUCUUCAGGUAUUCCGUACCGUGUUGUCAUAACGCCCAUGAAAAAGCUGAGCAUUGCCAUGACAAUGUCCAAUCCCUGGGUGUGUGUUUCUGGAGAGCUGGGCGACUCAGGGAUCAGGCAGAUCCCCAAGAACACACAGGAGAUCUUCUUCCAGGUGAGGUGCUCCGUCCCAUUGUUUCCCUGGGCUGGGUGGAGCGGAUGGAAGCUACUGCUUAGGAAUUCUCCAUCAAACAUACAUGCGCGCACGUGCUCACACACACUGUUCUUAUUCUAGUUUCUCUCUCUCUCUGUCUCUGUCUCUCUGUCUCUCUCUCUGUGUGUGUGUGUGUGUUAGUGUCAGAACCUGGGCAGACUGAGCACCCUGCAGUUGGGCCAGGAGAACUCUGGCCUGCUGGCUAAGUGUCUGGUGGACUGUGUGAUUGUGCACAAUGAGAUCACUGGACACACCUACAGGUAACACACACAUACUGUAUGGACACACCAUUUCUUCUGUUAAACCUGCAUUAUACUGCACACAUUUUUUUGACCAAGUUAGUUAGUGUUGCUCUAAUUUCUGUACUCUCACAAGUUGUGUUCAUUAGGGCACACAACGGAAAACCAUUUAAAAUGUUCUGCAACAGGAAAGAAACAUUUGUGUUUAGGAUUAGACAAGUCCAGGUUGUCCUUCUGUUUGUUUAGUCCCUAAUGAACGUGACCCUGCUUCAAAAUUCUGAAUUGACAAAUUUCAAAUUGACUGCUCCUUUGCCCUGUUUCACAUAUAACCUCUGACCCCCUUAUCUCUCUACCUGCACUCUCUUCCCAGGUUCCCGUGCGGCCGCUGGCUGGGGAAGGGUGUGGGCGACGGAAGCCUGGAGAGGGUGCUGAUUGGCCAGCUGGUGUCGCCCGGAGGAGAGGAGGAUUCUGGGAGGUGGACGGGGACGCCCCCGGAGCAGGGCUCGCCCCCUCAGAGCGGACGCACGGGGGGUCUGGGGUCUCUGGGCCGCAGCAACAGUACGUAUGGACGCGCACACACACACACUGAGGGCUCAGAUUUACUGAACAUUUUCUGUAAUUCAUCACUAUACUUUACUAUUAAUGCUCUAUCUUUUCUCCCCUUCAAUAUCGUCUUUCAUGCCAUUGUCAAUCUUCACGUCUCAAUUCCUCUCUCCCAUGCUCCCUCUACCUCCAUUCUCUCUCUCCUUCCUACCAUAUCUCUCCUCCUCCAUUCAGAGCUCUGCUCUGUCCAGGUGCAGGAGGAUAUGAGGGAGGCGGUGAACAACCUCGUCAAGCACUUCCACAAAGCAGAGCAGGAGGUAGGCUGUGUGUGUGAGAGAUUCCAGAUAGAGGGAGCAGAGGAGACUUUCUGCUGCUGUUUGUGUGUGUGUCUGGAUCAAUGCUUCUCCGUGUGUCUAGAGGUUAUCAUCAGCACGAUUCACGACCUUCACUCUGCAAGGCAGAAUCUCCCAGUUUAAAGGCAGGCUUGCUUUUUUCUCUAGUCUAUGGCCUGCUCUGACCUCCCCUUUAAAAGCCUGCUCUGACCUCUCCUUUUAAAAGCCUGCUCUGACCUCUCCUUUUAAAAGCCUACUCUGACCUUCCCUUUAAAAGCCUGCUCUGACCUCUCCUUUUAAAAGCCUACUCUGACAUGUUUAAAAUCCCUAGUCUGAACUCCCCUUAAAAACCCCAGCCCUGUGGAGACAGUAGCUCACUGUAAUUACAUUUUUAUCGGUUACCACUUAACCCCUCCCCCCAGGACAAUGCAUCGACCAAUCAGCUUUAAUACAUUGACCUUUCCUUGACGUAGUAGAGGCGGAGGAGCCAUGCAGAUUCGCCCCUCAGUGAAUUGUAAAUGAAAUAAAAUGGGGGGGGGGGUGUGCCUUUAAAAAGCAUGAAAUUAUAUUAUUAUUUAUAAGAGCUUCCAAGAAACCACUCGCUGCUUUGGGGAAUUCUGUCACAGCAAGUGCUUUGGAUUUGGUUUUUCAUUUCAUCACAGGCUGUUGGAACCUGGAGGGAAAGUGGAAUCGUGGUGCUUUGAGAGCCUUCUCUGGAACUGAAGUGUACUAGAUAAUAUCGCCCUGGGCUUAAAUUUGUCACCUUGGCAACCAUAAUUCAACUCCUCCACACUCCAGUCCAACAAUUGUACAACACUGUAGGCAAGACAAUAGUGCUUAAUUUGUAAGGACGACUGAAUGAAUGCGGCUGGAAGGUUUCUGAAGAAACUUCAGAGGGAUUCCAUCCGCAGUCUGAGUGUUCUGCUGUGUCCAGCUUAAAAGGGAUGUAGCAUCUUUAAAGGGGGGCUGAACUUACUGAUUUAGCCUUGCUUUCAGUCAUCCUCAUUAGGAAAUGCAACUGAGAAUGAGAUUUGGGUCUUGGAGGCGUGCUUUGGGUGUGGGUGGGUAGGGGUGUUCACACGUGGGAAGUGUUUGUAUAUUCACUCAGCCAAAACAGGAGACAGUUAGUCACUCACCCUUCUAGAUAACUUGAAACAGUCUAACCAGGUCUUGUGUCUGGAAGCUAGCCAACUUCUUUAGCCGAUUGGCUUCAGCUGGUGGGUGUGUGACCAUGGCAAAGUUGGUUUGACUUUGGAUAGCCUAUAUGUGGGACUGUCAAUAUAUUACAUAAUAAAAAUGGGACAAUUUUCAGUAUUCUCAUUUAAAUGCAUUCAAUAUUUGUGUAUGAAUUUCUACAAUUUAUAUAGUUGGUUUGAAGUUCUUAUAUCAUUGAAAUUUGGAUAUAUUGAAAUUAAAAUAUUUUCCCAUGUAUAUUGUGUAAUUAACUGAUGGCCCCUAACUAGCCCCAUAUGGAUAUCCAAAGUCAAACGAAAUUGACCAUGGUCAGUGUCCUGGGAAUUACGAUCGGGUCUUGUGCAGCUGUGCUCUGAAUUGACGAUCACUUGGGUUGAAAUAAACCCAACCCAAGGAAAACUUCCUAAUAAUCUCCGUUUUGGACGAGACUGAUUUUAUGACCAAUAUUAUCCAAUUUACAAUUUGUAGUCAAUUUUGACACUAGAAUAAAUGUUUCUGACUCGUAUCGAUGCCACAGGCCGUUUUCAGUUUAUUUUUUUAUUCAAUCUCUUUAAACUCUACCAUUGUAACUGUAUGGCCAUUAAAACCAUAUCUAAAUGUGUGGCCAGUUAGGUUAAAUACUGCCACCAGGUAGCUAACCAGAACCAUAUUCUACAAGUUAGCGACUCUCAUAAGAUUGAACCUCUCCCCUCUCCUCUCCUUUCAGAGGGGGAACCUGACUGCUCUGCUCUGUGGAGAGGGGGGGCUGGUGCGCUCCCUGGAACAGUUCCUCCUCCACGGCUUCAAGUCCUCGCGCCUAUUUCAGAGGAGUGUGUUCAUAUGGGACUUUGUGGGUAAGUGUGUGUGUGGGGGGGGGGACAGAAUAUGUGGAGUGUAGUAAUGUAAAUUGUCUCCAUCUAGUGGCUCAUUUUAAAAAGUUAAAUUUUGCAUUAUUCAAUGUAAGUGCAGCACAGCAUGAUUCACCUAGUAGCCCCAGUAAACGGCAUCAUCUUGUCAUAGAAAGAGAAUUGCGAGUGUUUUAGUCAUUGUAUUUCUAUGGUCCCUGUCCUUCUGUGUUACCUGCCCCCCCCCCCCCCCCCCCCGCACUGCACACACAGAGAAAGGGGUGGUUUCCAUGGAGACUGCGGAUCAGAUGGGUGACUUGCGGGGGUCAACAGAGCUAUGUGACUCACUGUGUCACUAUGCCAACGGCAUCAACGCCUCGUCACGGAACAUCGGAAAGGAGGGCAAGUUCCAGCUGCUGGUCUGCCUGGGAGUUAGGUGAGAGGUCAAAGUUGAAGGUUCAAACGGCAAUGGAAAGGGAGAUGGUCUAACGUCACAGAACAGAUUUUGUAGAACAGAUUAAUUCCAUCUUUAUUCAUCCUAUUUCUAUCUUUGCGUACAGAACGUUGCAUCAUUCUGAAUAGACCCCAGUUGUGUCGACUGUGCAAGUCUGACUUGACAGAUGCAUUCAAACAGGGCCCUCUAAUGAAAAUGUGAACGUCACCACUCUGGUGGUUAAUUUUAUCAGUCAAGUGACACACUUUCCCUUUCCCUGAAGCCCCUGAGCACUCCGCAGCCGGAGUGGCCUGCAGCAGGACUGGUCUCCAAGGCCUCAGUCACAGACCUGAUCCAUUUACAUCACACACAGUUAUUUCAGCUAGGAAUUUGGGCUGCUGCAGGCCUACAGCGUAGGGGUGGUCCGAACCGUGGUGGUCGGUGCCGUUUUUAAGAUGAGGGAGGACGUUUUUAAUGAGCAUGGCGUUAUUUCUAUUACAGCAUAUUGGAUGACUGUCAUUCAUAUUUCAUUCAACCAGUUCAAUGUAACAUUGAUAGGUUUAGGCUACUACAUGAUACUAGAAUUUUCCCUAUACCCAUCAUGAGGUUUCUACAACCAAGCCUAUAAAUGAAAGGUGCACACAGGUCGAGAGAAAUUUGAGGUGACAGUGACACAUGGACAGACGGUGACAUUCAAUACCGCCUUACACACUCUUGCCUGCAUCAAGCUGAUCUAGGGUGUAAUCAUUAGUCCAACAGUUGCAAACAAGAGUUUCAAUUGGACAAAUUCAGGUAUGUUUAUCCCGGUUCCGUUUGCUUCCCUUUAAGAAACAUUUUUCAACAGAAUCGGCAGAAUGAAUACACACCUGAUCAUAUGUAAACACAGUUCACUUUCAUAGCAGCCACGUUGUAUUCCUUCUCGCAUCUAUGCGCUCUCCUCCUCUCACAUUUCCCCUUCGCUUGUGGACUUCAAUGCACAACACAUCAGCUGUAUGUGACCAGGCGAAGAAAAAAAAAACUUUCCAAGCCAUAUCAUAACCUCUACACACAGCCUACAUUGUUGUCACCAUAUUAGCUAAAGUAACAUCAUAGUCAACACAGCUAAUAGAACUAACGUGUUAGUAAACCCGCUACAAUCAUACAGUGUACAGUCAGUAAACAGUUUAGCAGUUACUCCGGUGGGCCCCGGUGGCAAGAAAUUAAUAAAACCAAAAGCUUACCUUGACUUGGAAGAGUUCCAGUGUUAGCUAGCUGGAACAACAUAACAUCCCUCUGUUUGAGCUGGGUGUUUGAGUAGGCUAAACUAGCAAGCUGCAUUUGCUAAGUAAGUGAAAGUGAAAGAUUGACUAAAUAUCACGUCAAUGUACCCAGAGGAGGAUGAAAAAUAGCUGUCCUCCGAUUACACCAUGGUGCUACCCUACAGAGUGCUGUUGAGGCUAAUGUAGACCUUCAUAGCAAAAGUGUAUUUUUAUCAAUUAUUUGGUGAUGUGAAUAUAUUUAGUAUAGUUUUAUCUAAAAAGGAUAACCUUUUUAAAUGUUUCACUAUUUUUUUGGUCCUCCCCUUCCUCAUCUGAGGAGCCUCCACUGGAAUGUAGGAUACAUAGUUGGCUGAAUAACUGGGUAAUGUCUUGUUCAAGCUGGUACCUACCUGGUAGUUAACUAAGAAACUAUGUGGAAACAAGAUGCCUUCUGGUACAUACCUGUAUUUAACUAAGAAACUAUGUGGAAACAAGAUGCCUUCUGGUCCCUACCUCAAAGAAUUCACCACAAUUGGUAAACAACCUUUUACCAAAUGGUACAUAGUGACGUUUGUGUCAAUGAAUUUCAAAGAAACUGAAAUGUAAUAACUAUGCAGUUAUUAGGCAAUUGUUGUUUUAAUAAGUAAUAAUUUCUAAGUAACGGGCAGUGGGCUGUAAAAUAUAACGUAACUAAUAAGUUUUACAUACAAUGACAAUUAAUCUGGUUUGUUAAUUGGUGUAUGGUCUAAAUUGAUACGAUUUCCCCAUUACAUUUCAUGCAUUUUGAGGUCUUCUGAAAGGCAUAAUAUAAAUGCAAUUAAUUAAUGAUGAAAAUAAACAAAAAACAAGACUGUUGAUUGAAGUAAGUGGUCUGAGGUGCUUUGGUAGACCUUGGAGCUUGCUUUUGAAAACGGGGCUUUAUUAUGAUAUAGUCCUCUUCUAUAUAUUGUAUUUACAUUUUCCUGAGACGGACUACCUACCUAGCUAGCUAGUAACUGACCACUACUGGAAGAAUCAUCAAAUUAAACCCACAACGAAUGUGCUCACUCAAUUGCUUUUGUUGAAUUUUAAAUAAAAUGCUAACUUGCAUCUAUGAGAACCUAGUCAACAGCUCCAGGUACAAGUUGGUUUCCUAUCCCCAAUUCCAAACCGUAACCAUUAUGGCAUAAAUGCAACUCAGAUUUGUUCUACACAAUGCAUUUCUGCUUGAGUGUUAUGUAGUGUUGCUCCCUCCUGAACAGACCUGUGGCGAUAAUGAUUUGACCUUUGACCCUGUGUGUUGGCAGGGACCGGCUGCUGCCCCAGUGGCUCCCCCUGUUGGCCGAGUGCCACCUGACGGCUGGUCAAUACGAGAAGUCCGCGCUGGUCCGGGAUCGUGCCGCCGUCCACUCACUCUCCCGCGUCCUCCACACCCUCCACGAGUUUCCCAUCGCCCUGGAGCCCGCCCUGGUCAAGGGGGUGGAUCUCUAACCCCAUGGUGUUUUAACCCCUAUCCACAGACUGCACAACGCACCAAGGGUGGCUGGGCCUCAAUAGUGUCGAGUGACUGCCUCUCCAUGUGUCCUCUCCUUCGUUUCCGCACUGAUCUGAGAACUUGGCAGGUGUAAGUAAGAAGUAUGACACAUGCCCUUCAUUGGGAUCAUCACUUCUUCAAUCCAGUCAGAUCUAGUGCAGGUGAGGGAGAGGACCCGAGGACAAGAAGUCACUUUAGACUAUUGA
Coregonus sp. 'balchen' is the source of this 37483-nucleotide messenger RNA. The record is from the annotation of a GenBank genome assembly. Lineage: Eukaryota; Metazoa; Chordata; Actinopteri; Salmoniformes; Salmonidae.